CAAGUUGCCACCACAUACAAAAACACGUCCAGAUAGCAAAGAAGCAUUAAGCAAAGAAGAAAAGUGAAAAAACCGAUCACAGAUAAGCCACACAAAGAACAUUUUUCUCCACUAAAAAAGCACCCCCAGCAAAAGAGAAAAUUGCACCAUGACCCCAAAAUCCUCCAUUUUCUUCUUCUCCACCCUCGCCAUCAUCCUCUUCCUCUUACCCCUCUCUACCCAUUGUUCCCAAGAGCCCGACCCGGACCGGACACCGAAGCCAAACCUGUCGGCGGCCCACACGGAGCUCACGAACUACGGGUUUCCAAUCGGCCUCUUACCUUCCACCGUUCAGGUAUACUCCAUAAACAAAACCUCCGGCGACUUCUUCGUUGACCUUGGUGGCUCGUGCAAAGUUACUCUUCCGCCGGAUAACUACCUGGCCACGUACUCUAAGAGGAUUACAGGAAAGAUCGUGUCGGGUCGGAUUGCCGAGAUCGACGGGAUUCGUGUUCGGGCCUUCUUCAAGUGGUGGUCCAUCACCGGGAUACGGUCCAGCGGAGAGGACUUGGUGUUCGAGGUCGGGAUGGUCACCGCCAAGUACCCCUCGAAGAACUUCGACGAAAGCCCCGGUUGCGAGGGCAAGCACUCGGCUUCGUGAGAGGACAUCUAUUCGUCGCUUAUUGGACUAGUUUAUGUUAUAAUCUCCGCUUUAGGGUUGAAAGCACUUACGGAAUCAAAGUAAAACGGUAGCUGCUUGUAUCUGAAUUAAGUGUAAUAUGCCACCUUGUAUCUUCACUCAUGUCACUUUUUAUUGGUAAUGAAUUAGUCGGUUUCCCCUUUCUCUUUAA
Messenger RNA from Corylus avellana, 830 nucleotides. Its product is annotated as DUF538 family protein (Protein of unknown function, DUF538). NCBI's taxonomy places the organism in Eukaryota, Viridiplantae, Streptophyta, Magnoliopsida, Fagales, Betulaceae. The record is from RefSeq and is a predicted model, not a curated record.